Molecule: messenger RNA, 16060 nt
Organism: Podarcis lilfordi (Lilford's wall lizard)
Lineage: Eukaryota; Metazoa; Chordata; Lepidosauria; Squamata; Lacertidae
Source: the annotation of a GenBank genome assembly
CAAAAGUGACUCACUCGCUUCCUCCCUCCCUCUCGCUCUUGAUGUGGCUCAGCUUCCUGGCCUGACAAGGAUAUUUCCUCCUCCCCUGCUGAGCUGGCAGCUAUGGAAACGGCAAGCCUUGCUCUCUCAGAACAGACCUUGGCAAAGAGGCCCUGCUCAGACUGGAAGGGUUUGCAGUGGUGGGAGCUCACUAGGAUUGCCCCCCGCCCCCAUUGCUCUGCUUUCCAACUUUGGCCAAGGGGACUUGCAAGAUAAGCAACCUGCUGGUACCCGCAGGCCAGAGGGACAUGAGCUCAGGGACAGUGGCAGUGGCCCCUGUGGCCAAGAACGUGAUGGUGUAUCGCAACGGGGACCCCUUCUUCCACGGCAGGAAGUUCGUGGUGAGCCACCGGCGGUUCCUGACCUUUGAGGCCUUUUUGAACGAGGUGACCAGCACAAUCCACGCCCCCACGGCCAUCAGAAGCAUCUACACCCCCCGGCACGGUCAUCGGGUCUCCGACCUGGACGAGCUGCAGAAUGGGUGCCAGUACAUUGCAGGAGGCUUUGAGAGAUUCAAGAGACUGGAGUGAGUAGGCACUUGGAGGCUGGCUGUGCUGCCUGCCCUACCGAUGGCAGCAGAAUACCUGCCCCCCUCCCCAACCCCAAAUAAUCCCAGGCUCUCUGCAGAAAAUCAGCUCCACUGACUCUGAACCUGUUAGCUAUGUUGACUGGCAGGGAGGGAUGAAGUCAGGUAUGAGGGCAUUGAUUUCCUACCAAAAAUGAGGGUGUCUUCUCACCUGGGGCACUGCAGGAUGCCAGAUUUUUAUUUGAAAGUAGCUGCUGGUGUAUGUGGGGGGGGGGGCACUACGUACAGGGGAUUUAGGCUUUCAACCCAGCUGUCCUGCACCAUUUCCCUAGAUAAAAAUUGUCCUCCUAAGCUGCAGUUAGCUCUGUAGGGAAACAUGCUGGUUCAAUGUGCAUGUUUUCUCCUGUUGAGCAAAUAACAGGACUGGGGGCGGGGGGAGGUCAUUUAAACCUGAAAGACCCUGCCAAACAGAGUUAACCCUUUCUCCCGUAUGCUGUCCCUGAUCCUAUCCAAUGUUUUUGUUUUCAUGUACAGCCGCCUCAUGGCUGUGAGCCUUUUAGGAAUAUGUUCGGGAGGUGCCUAGAAAUAGACACUGAAUCUCGUUGUGUCUGGCAAGUCGUCUUAUAAGAAAACUCCCUCAGAGAGCUCCCUCUGCUGGCACGUGGUAUUUGUUUAUUUAUUAAAUUUCCAUGCUGCCCUAUACCCGUAGAUGUCAGGGCAGUUCACAUCGUAAAAUUCUCAUAUGAAAACACACACAAAAUACAUAAUAAGCGUAAGAACAAAGACAACCCAAUAAUCCCCCCUCCCACCACACAUUUAAAAGGGCAUCAGAUGUCAUUCCGCCCAAGACCUGGUUGAAGAGGAACAUUUUCUCUGGACAUCUAAGUGUAUAAUGAAGGCACCAACUGAACCUCUCUGGGGAGAGCAUUCCACAAACGGAGCCACUGCAGAAAAGGCCCGUUUUUGUGUUGCCACCCGAAGGCCUCCUUGCGGCAGGAUCUCCUACAUGAGUCCUGAUGGCAUGGUGGAAGUUAAGAGCAUAAGUAGAGCCCACCUGCUGGAUCAGGCCAGUGGCAAUCUAGCCCAUCACCCCUUACUCCCCAACAUUUCUCUGAUGAAAAUAGGGACGUCCUAUUCAGUAGUAGUAGCAGUAGUAAUACCCCACCCAUCUGAUUGGGUUGCCCCAGCCACUCUGGGUGGCUUCCAAUGUAUAUAAAAACCAUAAUAAAAUAUUAAUCAUUAAAAAACUUCCCUAUUCAGGGCUGCCUUCAGAUGUCUUCUAAAGUAUUGCUGCCAUAUGUCUGGGUUUUCCUGGACACGCCUGGGAAUCAGAUUGUCAAAAUGGCGGCUGGGCAACUGGGAUGAUUUUUAAAAUAAAAAUGCUUUAAAAAAAUCCGCCCCAAGGCCCCAAGCCUUACUUGUUUUUUAGUCAACAACUUUGUCCGGAUUUUCACUUUUGGGAAUAUAGCAACCCCACUUGAAAGGUUGUAAUUACUUAUCUCCUUGGCUCAGGGGUCGCGUAACUGCAUCUCCUCCCACAUUUCUCUGAUGAAAAGAGGAAAAGCAGGACAUUCUGGGAUCAAAUCAGAAACUGGAACGGCUUCUGUAAAUCCAGGACUAUCCCUGGAAAAUAGGGGCACUUGGAGGGUCUCUCAUCCUGUUCUUACUCUGGCCCUCUGGGAAACGCACAAGGAAGACCUGAGUGCCAUAGCAACACCCUUCCCAUUUGGGAUUCCCGUACCCAUACAGGAAGCCCCACAAUGGGCUGUUGUGUCCUAGGAAGGCUGCCCUCCUGGAUUGUGACAGCAGCAAGUCUGUGAUGUCAGCCCACAAACAUCACAGGCAUUAUCCUCAGCAAGUAUUGUGUAUGCGUGGGCUCCUGACAUACAAAGCUGAUGUGCAAGGUAACGGAACAGUCUGAAUUUCAGUGCCUCUUAUCCCACAGUCCGCUGGGAAUACAGUCAAUCUUCUGGCAGGCAACAAGGGCUGCUUUAAGGAGCGGUGUAUCUGGUGGUCAAUGUUUAGUGCAGCCUUCCUCAACCUGGUGCCCUUCAGAUGCUUUGGACUACGCUCCCAUCGGCCCCAGCCAACAUGGCCCAAAACAGGGGUGGGUGGGUGUCCAAAGUCUGGUGGCUUUUGGAGGGUCCCAGAGAGAAGAGGUGACUCAGCCCUUUGCCUGAGACUUGUGGAGAGUGACUGAGGUGAAUCAUUGUGAUUAUUAUUAGGAGAGAACUAGAACCUUUCUGCAAGUGCUUUUGACUUUGGAGAUCAUGGCUGAGGUUUCGGAGGGACAGGGCACACAAGUCUAAUGAGGCUUCUAUUGAGGGGCUAUAUUUUGCUAGAAAUAAUGGGGGGCAUUUUAUUAAUUAAUAUUAAUAAAUAUUUCUAGAAGUGUUUCAUUUUUUUAGAGAAGUGGUUCUUCUUGUCUGCUCAGUCUUCUAGGUGCUGUGUGGAGGGUUGGUGAAGUCACCUGUAAGCAAUCUUGCUUGGGGAGGCCUUUCCUCUUGUGAUUUGGCUGCCUUUGCUUGCUGAUUUGAUGGUAGUAUUUAUUGCACUCCAUGAAAUAAGGACCCCAGCUUGAUCACUGCCGUUAACCAGAAGAGGGCAUCCCUUGCUUUUGACUUUCAGAUGUCUCUUGAAGACCUUUUUAUGUCAACAGGCCUGUUCAGUUGUUUAAAUUUUUAAAAAGAUGAGCCAGUCAAUUAUUACGAUUGUUUUGUACUGUUUUGAGGCACUUUACAGGUGUGUGUGUGUGUGUGCGCGCGCGCAUUGUUGUACAUUGCCUUAAUAUAGUUUAUGGGAGGAGGCAGUUUAUAAAUAUUUUAAAGAAAUAAAUAUUUUGUUUUAACAUGCUGUUUCCCACUUUGGGGGCCUUUGGGCCAAAAAAGUGUAUAAUUUGUAGUUGUCAUAAUCAUAUAUUAGAGACUGGAUUAGGACCCUAGUCUUUAUUUGCUCCUCAAGAGCGUUGGGGGAUUUUAAUGGUUGUUGACAGGGAUGUUAGCAGAAGAGAAAGGUGGGUGUGAGACAGACAGAGGCAGCUGUUUGGCAGUUUGCAUUUUGGAGGGCUGUUACAGUACGAAGUUGGGGGUCGUUUCUGGCUUUUGUAAACCACAGUGUCUCUGGCUUUGGUUGCCUCCAAAGAGUCACUAUUUUCUGGGAGAGGGGCGGGAUUCAAGGGAACACCAUAACUUUAGGUUUGCACAACAAUUAACGUUCACCACUGCUGUUCAGGCUGCACAGGGGAAAAAAUUGGUUCUAGAAAUUUGUUCUGAUUGUGCAGAUAAAAUAUAAUGGAUAGAAUUCUACAGGAUGUGAUAUUAGUGUGUGAAAACAAUCAAGAUCCGAUGAUCCCCAGGCAUGAUGGAGAUGUCAGGCGCCAUUCUGGUUCCCUGGCAUCUUCAUUUGUUCGCAAGUGGCCGAUAGUCAGGUUCAAAAUACGCCUGGCUCCUGGCUAAUUUCGAACACUGGCAAUAAAGCAGCAGCAGCAAUGGCCAUGGUGCUGCUGGUGCCUGCUUACUUGCUCACCCCUGCAAGUCCUGGGGGGCACCCCUGCUAUACCGCAGCACUUCGUUGCAGAUCCAACUAGUUUUUUUAAUCACCCAAAUAUUGCUGUUUAUAAAGAUCACAUUGGUUUCGUCAUGGGACAUUAAUUCCACCAAACAAGAAGCUGUAAAGCUAAAUUACAUGUCCAAUCCAUAGCAGAGGAGAAUGAGACUUGGCAACAGUAGACUUAACCAGACCCAAUCAGUGAGUCAGACGUGAGCUGGGAUUUGACCUCUGCUUGCUCACCCUGUUCAUUUUCUUCCGUCAUUGCUUUGACAGCUAUCUAAACCCUGGAAUGAAGCAGCUCGAUGGGAACCAGAAGAAAGACAGAGUGCAGGUGAGUUCCAGAGCGGGGCAGGGAAAGGCCUCGGCUGUUUGCAAGCAGCUGAUGCUGCUUUAAAGGAUGAGCAGUCUAAAGCGGUUUUCACACACACACACACACACACAAACUUUUAUUGGCACAUUAGGCACUGUGGAAGCAAAAGAAUAAGCUUUGCCUUCAGGCUUACAGUCUGGAAAAGUUACUCUUUCUGCUUGGCCCACCCACUCCAAUAUAGUCCAGUCUCUGAUAAGCCAAUGCAGUGAAGCAAACCUGCAAGAGGGCUCUGAACUGCUCUGUUUCCAUGUUUUUAGGCUCAGUAGAAAGCAGCUUUAAGUGAUUUUAAAUGUUUGGUGUUUUAUUAUGCUUUUAUAUUUGUUGGAAGCCACCCAGAAAGGCUGGGGCAACUGGUCAGAUGGGUGGGGGUACAAAUAAUAAUAAUAAUAAUAAUAAUAAUAAUGAUGCGUGUGUUUGUACACAAAUUGCAAUGCCUGGUAGCUGAUGCAAGUAAGUUAUCCACCCAUCCACUGAUUUUUCUCUUAAAUAUAGCAACAAGACCUUGAACUAUCUAUCACUGUGGUGAUUCUACUUAGGUCGAAAGGCAAGCAGUGGCGGGGUACAGAAUGGUCCACUCAUUGAAGAUGGUGAUAUGAAUUAUAUAGGUUAACCUCUGAAGAGUAAAUCUGCGGAGGAAGGUCUGAAUCUUCCUCAGGCUGAGUGGAAGCCCUUGAGUUAGCCCCAUCCACCUUACAAGACUAAAAAUCAUACAAUUGUAAGAGUUGGAAGGGAACCACGUGGGUCAUCUAGUCCAACCCCCUUUAAUGCAGGAAUCUUUUGCCCAACUUGGGGCUUGAACCCAUGACCCUGAGAUCAAGAGUUUCAUGCUCUACCAAAUGAGCUGUGUGUAUAUACAGUAAAGCUUUAGUCACCGUAGCAGCAAGAUGUGCAAUCAGCAAGCUAUUGUGAAGGCUUCUUUCUGUGUUGGUGACAACAGAGACCUUGUCUUAGCAGUGCCUCUUAGGAACAGGCCUGCCAAGGCCACAAUGACUCACUGCUGUGUGCCAUAGUUCUGGGCUUAGCGGGGAGGGCAGCAGCCCAUUUAACCUGUUGUUGGCUGUCUGGUUUCAAAUUUCGAGUUUGAACUCUAGAAUGCAUAAACCUGUCAGGCUUUCCUGGGCUGCCUCUGUCUUCUGAGUCACCCCAUGUCCAUCGCUUGUCAGACUUGGUCCUCCCUCCCCUCUUCUGGUCUUCCAAAAAUCAGAUUGUAAGGUUGCUGGGGUAGAGACCCCUGUUGGUCUCUCUUUUCUGUUUAUGCUUAUCUGCAGAGCACCAAGAGCAUGGCUGGAGAUCUCUUGUUGUCAAUAACAAUUUUGGUGUUUCUGGUCUUCAGAGCUACCCAGUUAUUCCCCAGAAGAUGCCUGUUUCGACACAGUGGAGGAAGCAGGCGAACUUGCCCUGCAUUAUACAGUGAGUGACUCCCUGGCUGCUUCUGACAAUUUCCCCUUUGGAGCAGUAGAGAACUAAAACAAAUGUUCUUUGGACAGUGGUGGUGGGGGGAGUGCAGGGAUUAUUAGGAAAGGGUCUGAAGGCAGAACAUGCCCCGUCCCUCACUCCAGGCCUGGUUCAAGCCAUGUUUCUUGACUGUUAUAGGGGUAAACGUCUUGGCACAAGGGCUUCGUGCUGCUUUUAGCUGGUGUGUGGUUAGCAAAAAUGUAUAAAUCUGAAUUAAGUACCUGUUGGAUGCAAGGCGGCUUGGAGGUUCCUGAAGCAACAGUGGCAUUAAGUGUCUUGUUGUAUGUAGUGGGUGGAUUUGGUGGUCGUCAUUGUAUACCAUCAGUGUAUACCAUUCACACACUGGUUCAUCUUGGUCAGCAUUGUCUACAGUGACUGGCAGUGGUUCUCCAACGUUUCUUUUUUUUUUUUAAAUAAUAUUUAUUGAAAAUUUUUUAGAAUUACAGAAAAAAACACAGCAGAAAAAGAAAAAAAAGAAAGCAAAAAGAAAACAAACCACAUCAAACAAUGUAGAUUCAAAAAACAAAAAUACACCACAAACAGAUAAAAACAAAUCCAUCAUUCUCGAAUCCUCAACUUUCAUUACCUUCUUUCUUUGACCUCCUCCUCCUCCCUUUUUUUGUAUCCUAGUUAUUAAUUAUCGCAGCAAAUCCUUUCCAUAUUUCAUAAUAUUCUGUCAUUACAUUACCUUAAUCUAUUUUCAUCUUAUCUUAUAGAAAACCUUAAAACUUAAAACUUAAAUCUUAUUUUUACCAACUUCUUAUAACCAUAAUAUUCUUACCUAAUUCUUUAGACAUUUUUGCUAGAGCCAAGUAAUUUCGUUCCAACAUUUUUCUAACAUUCAUCAAUUUUAUAAAACAAUCCUAAUAAUAAUAAAAAAGAAAUAAAAACAAUCCAAUCUUCAUCCAGCAUCCCUUCCUCCUGGUCCCGGGUUUUGUCAGUCCUUUUUAGCCCAUUUAUCUAGCGCAUUAACCUGGCAACCUUAUAUCCGAGGCCCUUAAGGCUCUUCCAUGUCCCUUCCGCGGCUCUUCUUCAUAUUCUCCUUUCACUCUUGGGAACUCCAGCUUGGUAAUGUUUUUGACCCUUUUCAACAAAUAAGCCCCUUUUCCAAAGUCCAGACUAAACUCCAUGUGGUAUUUGAAAACAUGUUUCAGAAUCCCUCCAAGAUUAAGAGCCCCCACAGCCCCAAACAUCUCACGGCCCAUUGCCAGACUUGGAAAGUCCAAACAUCCCUGCAUAGAAUCAUAGAGUUGGAAGAGACCACAAGGGCCAUCGAGUCCAACCCCCUGCCAAGCAGGAAACACCAUCAGAGCACUCCUGACAUAUGGUUGUCAAGCCUCUGCUUAAAGACCUCCAAAGAAGGGGACUCCACCACACUCCUUGGCAGCAAAUUCCACUGUCGAACAGCUCUUACUGUCAGGAAGUUCUUCCUAAUGUUUAGGUGGAAUCUUCUUUCUUGUAGUUUGGAUCCAUUGCUCCGUGUCCGCUUCUCUGGAGCAGCAGAAAACAACCUUUCUCCCUCCUCUAUGUGACAUCCUUUUAUAUAUUUGAACAUGGCUAUCAUAUCACCCCUUAACCUCCUCUUCUCCAGGCUAAACAUGCCCAGCUCCCUUAGUCGUUCCUCAUAAGGCAUCGUUUCCAGGCCUUUGACCAUUUUGGUUGCUCCUCCUCUGGACACGUUCCAGUUUGUCAGUGUCCUUCUUGAACUGUGGUGCCCAGAACUGGACACAGUACUCCAGGUGAGGUCUGACCAGAGCAGAAUACAGUGGCACUAUUACUUCCCUUGAUCUAGAUGCUAUACUCCUAUUGAUGCAGCCCAGAAUUGCAUUGGCUUUUUUAGCUGCCGCGUCACACUGUUGGCUCAUGUCAAGUUUGUGGUCAACCAAGACUCCUAGAUCCUUUUCACACGUACUGCUCUCAAGCCAGGUGUCACCCAUCUUGUAUUUGUGCCUCUCAUUUUUUUUGCCCAAGUGCAAUACUUUACAUUUCUCCUGUUAAAAUUCAUCUUGUUUGUUUUGGCCCAGUUCUCUAAUCUGUCAAGGUCGUUUUGAAGUGUGAUCCUGUCCUCUGGGGUGUUAGCCACCCCUCCCAGUUUGGUGUCAUCUGCAAAUUUGAUCAGGAUGCCCUUGAGUCCAUCAUCCAAGUCGUUGAUAAAGAUGUUGAAUAAGACCGGGCCCAAGACAGAACCCUGUGGCACCCCACUAGUCACUCUUCUCCAGGAUGAAGAGGAACCAUUGAUGAGCACCCUUUGGGUCUCGGUCAGUCAGCCAGUUACAAAUCCACUGAGUGGUAGCAUAGUCAAGACCGCAUUUUACCAGCUUCUUUACAAGAAUAUCAUGGGGCACCUUGUCAAAUGCCUUGCUGAAAUCAAGGUAGACUACAUCCACUGCGUUCCUUCAUCUACCAGGCUUGUAAUUCUGUCAAAAACGAGAUCAGGUUAGUCUGACAUGACUUAUUUUUCAGAAAUCCAUGCUGACUAUUGGUGAUCACAGCAUUCCUUUCUAGGUGCUCACAGACUGUUUGCUUAAUGAUCUGCUCCAGAAUCUUCCCUGGUAUUGAUGUCAGACUGACUGGGCGGUAAUUAUUUGGGUCCUCUCUUUUCCCUUUUUGAAAAUAGGGACAACAUUUGCCCUCCUCCAGUCUGCCGGGACUUCGCCUGUUCUCCAGGAAUUCUCAAAGAUGACUGCCAGUGGUUCUGAGAUCACAUCUGCCAGUUCUUUUAAUACUCUUGGAUGCAAUUCAUCUGGCCCUGGAGACUUGAAUACAUCUAAACUAGCCAAGUAUUCUUGUACUAUCUCCUUAGUUAUUCUGGGCUGUGUUUCCUUUGCUGAAUCAUUUGCUUCAAAUUCUUCAGGUCGGGCAUUGUUUUCUUUAUCAGAGAAGACUGAGGCAAAGAAGGCAUUGAGGAGUUCAGCCCUUUCUGUGUCCCCUGUUUGCAUUUCACCAUCUUCUCCUCUGAGUGACCCCACUGUUUCUUUGUUCUUCCUUUUGCUACGAACAUACCCAUAAAAGCCUUUUUGUUGCUUUUAAUCUCUCUAGCAAGCCUGAGUUCAUUCUGUGCUUUAGCUUUUCUGACUUUGUGUCUACACGUGCUGGCUAUUUGUUUGAAUUCCUCUUUGGUGGUUUCCCCCCUUUUCCAUUUUUUGUACACAUGGGGGGGGUCUAUCCAACCCCCCAUUUCCAAACCAGUCCAAACUUUAUCUUUCCAAAUCUGGCUUUUUCCAAGUUCAUUUGUCAAAUCCAAAAGCUCAUGUUCCUGAAGGGCCACAGCUCCCUCCAUCUCUGGCGCCCAAGAUUCAGCAACUCAGUUUCAGGCCAGGUUCUCUCCCAGCCCUACCAGGUGCCACUGGGGUUUCAACUGGGACCUUCCAUAUGCAACCAUUCCACAGAGCCACGCCCCUUCCCAAAGGAAUGGAGAGCUUACACAUACAGGUGACUAUGGAAAUCAUGCCCCAUGCAGCCUGUCCCUUUGCUUCUCUGUUGAAGUGUUUUCCGCAACGGGGACCUGCUAAGCCCCCCCUUCCGCCUGAUCCUCAACAAGAGCACCCUGCAGGAGUGGAGUGCCGUCCUGUCCAUCUUGUCAAUCAAGGCGAACCUGCGGACUGGGGCUGUUAGAAGGUGAGUACUUUGAACAAGCUCCACCCCUUUUGCCUGCCUUUCGCUUUCCAGCAACGAGAUUCUUUGGAAAAUGGACCCGAAUGUUUUUGUCUCCUAGGAGGCACCUCUAUGUGGGAUUUAUUGAAUUCUGGAACACUGGCUAUUUAUAUGUUGUUUAAUGCCAAAAUAGACUUUUAAGUAGUUUAUAAGUAGAAAAACCAGCUGGGAAUGAUAUGUUUUCAGUAUGGGGCUGCCUUUCCAAAGGUGUGGUGGUUAGAGCAUUGGAUGAUGACCUGGGAGACCAAGGUUCAAACCCCUACUCAGUCAUGAAGCUCACUGGGUGGCCUUCGGCCAGUCACUCUCUGCCCAACCCACCUCACAGGGUUGUUAUAAGGAUAAAAUGGGGAAGAAUCCCGCCUUGAGCUUGAAGGAGAGGUGGGGUAUAAAUGCCAUAAAUAGAUAAAAAUAAUUGGCAUUGCUAGAUUCUUCUUCUGAAAGUGCCCAUUCCUAGGAAUAUGUGCAACAAGGUUUGUUGACUGGGGGUAACAAGCAACCACGUGGUCUGUAGGAAGAGAGCUGCACUCUCUUUUAUAUUGGCAACACUGUCAUGGUUUUCCUCCCAAGGAAUUCAGGGAACUGUAAUUUGGCAAUUCUACUCAAAGUCCCAAGCUGUCAACACAGUUCCCAAGGGAAGACAGUGAGAUUUAAACCCACAUUGUUUUGUGCUGUAGGUUUAAUGUUUGAAUAGAAUACCAAUUCAUUAUUAUUAUUUUACAGUAAUGCAGAAAGGUGCAAAGUUCAUUCUCAAGACUUUGUAAGCAUUUUGGUUUGCUAGUUUCACUUCAGAUUUAUAGUGAAGUUUCAGAAACUACUUUAUACCGAGGCAGACCAUUAACCCAUCUAGCUCAGUAUUGCCCACACUGGCUGGCACUGGCUUUCCAGGGUUCUCUCCCAUGGAAAGGUUGUUUUCUGCAUGCGAAGCAGGUGCUGCACCACUGAGCUAUGGUCCUUCUCCAUUCAAAUAUAGAACUUUCUCUCCAUCCUCAAUCUCAUUCCCAGUUUAGAUUUUCCUGCCUGUAAGAUACUCGCUUUUCUGUCUCUGGCCAGGCUCUGCAAGCUCAAUGGCGAUGCCGUCUCCACUGGUGAAGAUCUGGUGAGCGGCAACUACUACGUGGCGGUGGGCCUGGAGAAGUACAAAGACCUGCCCUACUUCGAAUUGCUAGUGCCCCCAAAGAUAACACACCAGCCAAUUCGGUAGGUGGCUAAAGUCACUGAGGGCCAGUUCAAGUGCCACUCCUUAGAUGGCUACAAGACUGUAAACACCAGCCCCUCCCCACUCCUUGUUCAUGCUGCUAAAACUUGUUCUGUCCCUCUUGUUCCAAACAUAGCCCUUUAAAGCAAAAUAAAAAUCAUUCAUAAUCGUAUUUGUAGGCCACUUUUCUACAAAACAAAUAAUGCUCUUACAACCAAGGAAACAGGAAUGCAUUUCAAAAUCAAACAGUGCAAAAACAAUGUCCUAAUUACAUAGUAAAACAACACGAUAGCAGAUAUAACAACGUACCAAAGGCAACUUUUUAGAACUAUAAGAAUUAUUAUUUUAAAAUAAAUCUUACCUGUCCAGACCCUUUUUCCCUAACCAAACUUAUCUGGGUGUGGGCCGCAGUGAAUUUCCUGCUUCUAUGAUUACAGGGACCACUCAAAUAGCAGACGAAUGAGCCACAAUCGAGGGGUAAGUUUUGCUGACCUCCCCAGGGAUGGUGCUGACCAGGGAUUCUUCUGGUUGAAGGGGGAAGGGUGGGGACAAGACUUCCAAAUGGGUCAGUGUGUCAUAUGGUGGGUUUGGUGGUGCUCAUGCAGAAUGGGCAGCCCAUGUUUUUUCUCAGAUAUUUUAUGAGAAAAAAUAUUUUAUUCUAGAUUUUCCCUUUCUGGGAAAAAUCCAUUUUUUAAAAAAGGGUUUCCAGUGACCAUCGGGCAGUACCCAAAGAGAUGUUAGAUUCUUCAAAAAUAGUGUGAUUUCUGCAAAACUAUUGCUUCCCUGUGUGAUGUAUUGAGCUGGUCCACACCCAUUUCAUUAAGUAAAAGAGAUCCCAGGGAAGCUAAAAUCUCACAUUGCUAAAUCUCAGUGCAUAGCAUUUCCUGAUGUUGUGUCACAGAAGUCUGCCCUUUCCAUUGCCAUGGCUCAAAACCCAAUUGAAAUGUAGAGAUAGGCUUUGGUUCCUCUACUCGGAAUUCCAGCCUUCUGGGUCUGCCUGUCUUUUUAAAAUGAAGCAGCCUUGGGUUAAGUUAACAAUAAAUUUGAUUUAUUCGCACCCUGGUGGGAAUUUUAUAUCUUCUUUUUUUCCAGUUAGCUAAGCUCCACCUGGCUCCGCUAGAGGGGUCCAGUGACUCAGCACUCCUUGAACCGCCACAACAGGUAGAGAAACACAAACAGCAGCUCUGGGGAAAUGGGGGCUUCUCCUCACGCUUCUCUUUCGUGUUGACUGAAAAAGGGAGCUUGUGAUUACAUGGUCAUCAGUACAAGUGCACAAAUAAUAUUACUGCAAAGAACUUAACAAAGACCCCUAAGGUUUGUGCAGCCUUAAAAAUUCAUUGAUGUCAUAUUUUUAAAAACAUUUUUUAUUGUAUGUAUCUCUUCCUUCCAUCAUUAAAUACUUCUAUCUGCCCCCCAAGAAAAGCAAAUGGUGGCUCUUGAUAUGCAAUUUGGCACAUAAAUGUUUGAACCAUUUAAGAUAGGGGUGAGCAAGCUCCAGACUUCAGGCCAGAUUUGGCCCUGUGGGUUCCAGUUUGGCCUGUGGGACUGUUUUCCCCAAACCACACCCAUCUUCCCCAUACCUGAUGUCAUGUAGAAUAAUAGAUUCAUAGAACUGCAGAGUCGGAAGGUACCCCAAAGGUGUUAUAGUCCAGUCCCCUGCAAUGUAGGAAUCUCAACACAUGGUCUUUCAUCCAGUUUUAAACCAUACUGAAUCCUGCUUAGCUCUGCAAAUGUAACAUCAGGUAUAGACGUAGGUAGAUCAUCUGCAUGACCAAAUUCCCUGUGGGGCACUUGAUCAUGGUUCCUGCAGUUAACAGGACUGGCCCAUUGCCCAUCAGCAGGUGAACUCAACCCAUGAUUGCACAGCCAAUCCCUCCAGAAUGCAGCUUUGCCAAGCAUAGGCCUGCCCAAGCUCCUCUUGCUGCAGCCCCCAAGCAGCUAGCAUCGUAAUGACCCUGUGAGGGUGGGAACAGAAGGUGAUCAGGCCCACUGGGCCAGGAAGACUGCACACCCCAAUUUGAGAUGGUGUGUUUUCAAAGUGGAGAAAUCUCCAUGAGGUUGCCAUCGAGUCCACCCUCUAGAGCUAGAGAGUGAUGACAAAUGAUGGAUGUGCUGAAAGCACUUGUUCUCUGGCUACCCAAGUCUGCCAUUUUAUUUUGUGGGGACCCUUUCCCCAAGUUUGCUUCAGCAUGAGAAUAUGGAGUGGGAAAAGUCAUCCUGUGGUGUGUCUUCCACCUUAGCAAUCAUUGUGCGGUUUCUCCCUCAAACCUGAUGGCCAGCUCAAAAGUGACAAGGUAGCACACAUGGUUCUCUUCCCCACUGUUAUCCUCACAACUCUAGGAGGUAGGUUAGCCUGGGAAGCUAUGACUGGCUCAAGGUCACCCAGUGGCCGAGUGGGGAUUUGAGACCUAGUCUCCUGGGUCCUAGUCUCACACUCUAACAACUACACCACACUAGCUUUCUUUUUUGGGUGGAAAGAUCCUAGUUGUGUCAGCAGUGGAAUGUGAGUGUAGGAGCUCACAAGUGGCAGCCAUGGCAACUUGUGCGAUUGUGAAGAAACACCUGACCUGAGCAUCAGCACUCAUAAAUGUGGAGAUGGUGGGGCUCCCAGCUCAAAUAAGGCACCACUCCUAGAAAUAAAUUUCUCCUGAGAAUGAUAAAAUUGUCUCACACUUGCAGCUGAACCUUCGGAGAGUGCAGUCCACAGGGAUUGUGCAGGAGAGCAGCCAGAAUCUUUCCGCGGUGACGCGGAAAGGCAGGAAGCACCUGCGCAAGGAGGCAGACUCCAUCUUCCACGCCAAGCCAGGCCAGGCCAGGCGUAUCAGGAGGAACUCAAACCAGAAUUCUGACCAAGGUAAAAAGGAAAAGGAGGUUUUCUUGCUUGGAAUCUCUGUCAGCUAAGCCAGCCCCUCCAGACCUCCUCCUCUCCCUCCCCUCAACUGUCAUCCUGGGGGCAGCCAUUCUCUCAGGCUGCCUCAGGGGGAGAGAUGCGAAGCAACAGGGCUAAUGUAAGCAGCAUUGCUGGAGGAUCAUUUCCAUCAGGCCCCACCUGCCCCUGAACUGUGCCAGCUGCUCAAUAUAGGAACAGCUGUGUAGUGCCUGAGUUUUUCAUUUUCCUCUCCCCUCCCUGUUCCUUUUCCCUUGUGUGUUGUGUGAAUUUUUAGAUGAUAAGCCUGUCUUGUUUUGAUUGCAUGUAAGCCACUCUGGGAGCCUUUUGGGCUGAAGAGCAGGGUACAAAUGUUAUAAAUGAAUGAAUGUUGCACAUAACACAAAGAUAGCCUCAUUGGUCAUUAAAAAACAAAACUCAAAUCCCUAUGAGGGGCAGUGUAUUCAUUCAGGCCAACCAAAUGUCUUUAACGGUUGGUUUAAUAUGGAUUGUAGUAUCCUUAAUACAGCAGUAAUAAAGAUGGUAGAAUUCACAUAAAGCCCAACCACAUGUAGUAUGACCGGUGUGUGUGGAAAGGUCUCGGGUUGAGCCAGCUUGAUUUAAAUUUAGGCUGUGCCCCCUGAAGGUUCCGUCUUCCUGUCUUCCAUGAAUUUGUCCUUAGCUGGUGGCAAGAACUGUGUUUUGGCAUAGUGAAUCCCAUCCAUCAUGUGUGAGAGAUGUUGAAAACUUCUUUGGAAUAUGACGUAGCUGUGUUAUUCAGAAUUACCUCUUGGGUGAAAUGAAAGGGUGCUCCUAAUUUUAAGGGGAAAGGUCAUAGGAUUCCCCCAAAGUGAAGAAGACUUCAGACUUGCAGGCCAUUUGGGUAGGCUGCCUUCGCAAUCCCAUUUCCUCUGGUAAGGAUGCCCCAGGAUACGAAAGAAUGUUUUCUCAAAAUGUUUUAUUUUCCGACAGAUGAAGGAAGUGUUUACAAAAUAAAAGGUGUAAGGGAAGAGAUACAGAAUGCCCAGGAAAUCAGAGAUGAUGAAAACACGCAGGUGGAAUUGCCUCUUGACCAGGUAUGAGGGGGUUAUGUGGGCCUCUCUUUAGGUCAACAUCUUCUGGAUUGAUUUUAUGAAUGGAAACUCUCACCACCGCAAAGAAUCCCAGUGGGUGACGAAACUUCAGCAGGAAGAAUUCACUCUCAAAAUGUGUCUAGGGGAGGAGUUAUGGAGAACUCUGAAUAUUGGGUUGGAGUCUCUUUGCCUUUACAUUGACUCGAAAGCUGAAAGCUUUUUUAGAUCUCCAUCCUCACACAAGGAGCCUGUUGUUAAAUUUUACAUUCCAAUUGUGGCCAUGAUUCUAAAAAGCAGCUGGCUUUGUGGCUGUGGCCAACUUACUUUACAGCCCUCUACACAGAAGCAAGUCCCAUUUUCUUCACUGGGACUUACUGCUGUAUGGAGCAACAAAGCACUUCUCCAGCUGUGUGUGUUGUGAAUCCUCUUGGGCCUCUUCAAUUUUAUCUCCCCCUUUUUCCAGAAAGCUGCAGAGACUGUAGAAGAGGAAGUUGUGCCCAAAAGUGAAGCUUUGCAACGCAGGAAGGUAAAGUAGCCAGAAGGUAAAGUAGCUGUCUCAUAGAAAUGUGCAUAUUGUCUGCAGCACCUUUCACGGAAAAAAACGUAUCCAUAGUUUAACCCCUUCACCUUAGAAAAGGUGGUUAAUCACUUGAGCACAAAAUACCAUUUAUUCUUGCACGUGUUACCUUUUUCUAAGACAGGGGUGGGGUACAUCAGUGGCCCUCCACAUCUUGCAGGACUCCCAAGUCUCAUUGUCCCCUGCAGGCAGCAUGGCCCAAUGGACAGGGAUGAUGGGAGUUGUAGUCCAGCAACACCUGGGACACCACAAGUCCCCCAUCCCUGUUCUCUUCCUACAGCCCUCCUACUCCAGCAGUUGCACCCCAGUUCAACCUUCCUUCCAAAGCCCUCUAGAUGCUUAUUUCAAUAUUUUGAAGGCUAUUUCAAAAUAUUUUUUUUCAAUAGCCUUGUUUUUUAAUUUCUAAUUCUUUAUGCAUCAAGUAGGUUGAGAAUACUGACAAACUACAGAAGGCCCACACAAUUCAGUGUUCUGCUGGUGACUCACAGUAAGAAGUGACAAGAAAGCCUCCUUUCCAUCCGGCUUGAAGAAACUUUGUUUCACCUGAGAAAAGACUGUGGUAACACAAAGACCCGGCAAGGCUUUUCCUAGUUAUGCGUGUGUGUGAGAUCCUUAAACAACCACAUGCUGGUUUUGUGCAAUCUUCGACUCAAAUGCUUAUCUUAUGGAUGUUCUUACAAUAAAGAUGUAGCAUUGGAAUGCUCUCUACUUUGGAAUGUACAUCUGAGGAUCACAUCACAGAGGUGGGCUGUGGUG